UUUAUGCAGUGGGCGAUUGCGCACGCCGAGUACACACCGCUGAGAGGAACAUGGCGCUUGCAAAAUAAUCACAGUGAAAAGAUUAUGUAGCUACAUAAAUAAAACAUAACAUAUCGUUGUUUAAUUUGUACCCUUCAUAAAAUCAUUGGACUCGCGUCAAAAACCUAGGCUUGAAAUCAUGACUACCUGGUCGGAAAAAAUGCUCCAGGUGCUUCGUCGAAUGAAUAACUUUUAUUCGCCAGGCUCCAGUCGCACCACAUGCCUUCGGUUUGAGGUGGGAGGAGAGCAAGUUGGGUGGGUGCCUUCCAAAGUGGCGUCCAUUUUGAGUACAUUUCCAGAGGUCUUCAAUCCACCACAAGGUGGCGCUAUUACUCUGUGCCAAAAUCUUGACUCCUAUGGGAGGAGGUCAGAUGCUGUUGAUUCUGUUCUUCAGUCACUUAGGAGGGAAGGCUUGUUGACUGUCUUGAAAGGAUGGAGAAAUGAGUAUGAAGUAAUGCCCAGAUUCUGCGACACUCCACUAAUGUGUAUGGAGAGAUCUGCCACAAGCCUUUUUGGAGUGAAACGGUAUGGAGUCCAUAUUAAUGGGUACUGCCAGGGUGAAAAUGGGGAACUCAGGAUGUGGGUGGGACGACGAUCCAUGACCAAGCAGACCUACCCUGGAAAACUGGACAACCUGGCAGCUGGGGGACUAGCAGCAGGUAUCGGUGUGAAAAACACCCUGAUCAAGGAAUGUGAGGAGGAGGCCUGCAUCCCAGAAGACAUAGCAGAGACUGCCCGCCCCGUAAGCACAGUGAGCUAUACUUAUGAGGAUGAGGAAGGGGUGUUUCCUGAAAGCCAGUUUGUGUUCGACUUGGAGCUACCUCCUGAGUUCAAGCCUAAGAUAGGGGAUGGAGAGGUGCAAGAGUUCUACCUCUACUCCAUGGACAAGGUGAAAGAACUACUGAUCAGUGACGACUUCAAGCCCAACUGUGCCAUGGUGGUCCUAGACUUCCUCAUCAGACAUUCCUACAUACAGCCUGAUACAGAGCCCUAUUACCAGGAGUUUGUUGCUGGACUCCACCACACUUUGUAAAUACUGAAGUGAAAAAUGUUACAUGAGGGAUGGCCAGGAGAUGCACUCCUUUCUCGAUGCCUUGAUCUAUUCUGUCAAAUGUUCAAUCUUGUACUGUUUUGUAACAGAAUCGUGAAUAAAUUCCAUUCAUAUCUUGGGA
Molecule: messenger RNA, 1211 nt
Organism: Oncorhynchus keta (chum salmon)
Lineage: Eukaryota; Metazoa; Chordata; Actinopteri; Salmoniformes; Salmonidae
Gene: tpk2
Product: thiamin pyrophosphokinase 2
Exons: 8
Coding region: 179-1072 (297 amino acids)
Molecular function (GO): 8-oxo-dGDP phosphatase activity
Source: RefSeq, a predicted model, not a curated record